AUGGUUACUGACUCGCAACGCUACCGUUCUACUCGAGGCGGGGAGGAGAACCUCAGCUUCAGCGAGGUUGUUCUCAAGGGUCUUGCCGCAGAUGGAGGACUGUUCCUUCCUCACGCUGUGCCAAAGGCCGAUUGGCAAAGCUGGAAAGACCUUUCCUACACUGAGCUUGCCUUCGAGAUCUUCCGCCUCUACAUUCCCGAGUCCGAGAUCCCUUCCAACGAUUUGAAGGAUAUUAUCAAUCGCAGUUAUUCCACCUUCCGCUCAGAAGACGUUGUACCUCUGGUUCCCCUAGAUCUGGAAGGCAACAUCAACCUGCUUGAGAUCUUCCACGGCCCCUCUUACUCCUUCAAAGAUUGUGCUCUUCAAUUCCUCGGAAACCUGUUCGAGUACUUGCUCACCCAAAAGAAUGUUGGCAAGGAAGGAAAGGAUCGAUACCACCUCACCGUUGUUGGUGCGACGAGUGGUGAUACUGGAUCCGCGGCUAUCUAUGGUCUUCGGGGUAAGAAGGAUGUCUCAGUGACCAUCCUCCACCCCAAGGGUCGUGUCAGUGCCAUCCAAGAGGCACAGAUGACUACUUGCACAGAGCAGAACGUCCACAACCUUGCAGUCAAUGGCACAUUUGAUGAUUGUCAAGACAUUGUCAAGAGCCUCUUCGGUGACGAAGCCACUAACAAGGAAGUUAAAUUAGGAGCUGUGAAUUCUAUCAACUGGUCCAGAAUUUUGGCCCAGACCGUUUUCCACUUCUGGUCCUACUUCUCGCUCGCAAGGCAAUCUGAUUCCUUCACUGUCGGCCAAUCUGUUCGCUCGGUCACCCCCACCGGCAAUUUCGGUAAUAUUUUGUCUGCAUACUUCGCCACAAAGAUGGGCUUGCCCGUGGAGAAGCUUAUUGUUGCAACAAAUGAGAAUGACAUUCUUCACCGGUUCUGGACUACUGGUCGCUACGAGAAGCACCCAGCCGAGGAGAAGAACGCAGCAGACGUCUGCAAAGAGACCCCCAGUCCGGCUAUGGACAUCUUGGUCUCCAGUAACUUUGAGAGACUCCUCUGGUUCCUUGCCAAGGAGCACGCAGAGGCCUCCGGAAAGAAUGCCACCGCUGCAGCCAAAGAAGCCAGUGAAAGUGUCGUCGCUUGGUAUAACUCGCUCAAGUCAACUGGCGGCUUUGGUCCUGUCCCUAAUGACAUUCUGGAGAACGGCCGUCGCACGUUCGAGAGUGACCGUGUGAGCAAUGAGCAGACUCUCGAUACCAUCAAGUCCGUCUACAAGAAGACCAAAUACGUCCUCGACCCCCACACCGCAGUUGGUAUCACCGUUUCUCAACGCUCAGUUGCUCGUGCUGCCAACGCCACUGUCCCCCAUAUCUCUCUUUCCACUGCCCACCCUGCCAAGUUUGCGGACGUCGUGAAGGAAGCCCUCAAGGGCGAGCCAGGCUUCGAUUUCGAGGCGCAGGUCUUGCCUGAUGAGCUGAAGGCCCUUUCCACCAAGGAGACUCGUGUCACUGAUGUCGAGAACUCUUGGGAAGCUGUCCGGGAGAUCGUCAAGAGGCAAACCUUGGAGGAUCUUGAAGCUCAGGCACAUGCUAGCUCCUGA
This is a messenger RNA of Penicillium soppii, 1587 nucleotides long. Its product is annotated as threonine synthase THR4. The record is from RefSeq and is a predicted model, not a curated record. The transcript has 4 exons. Lineage: Eukaryota; Fungi; Ascomycota; Eurotiomycetes; Eurotiales; Aspergillaceae. Bases 1 to 1587 code for a protein of 528 amino acids. Gene Ontology annotation, molecular function: threonine synthase activity. Gene Ontology annotation, biological process: L-threonine biosynthetic process.